UUAGAAUUUCAGCUGGCGCCCCGAGCAGUCAUCACGCAUUCAUAGAAGAAGUUAGUUUUAGGGAAUCAGUGAUUUCAAUGUGAAACAAUAAUUCUAUAAAGUGUUUACAUAUAUUAAUGUUUGUAGGCCUAGUCUAUUUAAAUUGAUAGUUAACAAAGAAGAAGUAAUUUCAAUUCAUAUUUUGUUUCUAGAAAAUAGGGUGUCUUUAAUCUAAUUAGUGAGUUGAGAAAUCGUCUUAUUUAAAAAUUAAAAUUGAACUUGAUUAUGUUAUUUUGAUAAGUACUAAUACUUGUUUAAAUGCUGAAUUAAAAUGUUAUUGAAAACGAUGGGUAUAGUGAAAUACUCUAACCACAAACGGUACAGAUGAAGUAGUUUUUGUUUUGAAGCUCGAUGUCAAGAGUAGUUACAGUGUAAAAGGAAAACUUUUCACUAAUUUCUCAUGUUAGCAAACGUACCGUUGUUCGUACGUCUAUCUUGAUGCUCAACAAAGCCGAACCCUAAAUACAAAAGCCAAGGAAUUACUGUAUAUUAAUUUUCAAUUUAAAACAUGGAAAAGUUACACGAAUAUCAAGGGUUGGCUGGAAGGUUUCAUGAUUUCAAAGAUGCAAUACGCGCGAAACAAGCUGUUUGGAGAGAAGAACGGCCGGGUGGGCUUGCUCAGUACAUAAGAAAUAUCGUUAAGCCAUCGAAUGAGCAACAGGCGAAUCUGAACACAAACGCAUCAUGGGGCGAGGAAAAUGUAGAUUUUUCACAUAUAUAUCGCAAAAAAACUCCCUUGGAACUAAUUCGAGUUUCAGCCGCUGUAAUGGGCAUAGAAUUUUCAUACGCCGCUGAAACUGCCUUUGUUUCACCAACGCUGUUGAAAAUUGGAGUUCAACAUCGCCAUAUGACCUUAGUAUGGUGCUUAUCUCCACUAGUAGGAUUUUUUCUAACGCCUCUACUUGGGUCAUUGAGUGAUCGCUGUAGGAGUAAAUUCGGAAGGCGAAGGCCUUUCAUCUGGUUCUUAUCAAUAGGCGUAUUGCUAGGAUUAAUGCUUGUUCCAAACGGAGAAGAUCUCGGAUAUGCAUUUGGAGAUAUGAACCCAUCUUCAAACAGAACUCUACAAUCAACUCAAAGCAUUCUGGCACAUCGUUCAACAGCCCAAGAAACGAUUUACCAAACCGCAAUUACGUCAGAUGAGUCAAGUGUAAGAACAAGUCAUCCAUGGGGAAUAUUUUUUACAAUACUUGGCACAGUACUACUUGAUUUCGAUGCCGAUGCAUGCCAAAGUCCUUCUAGAGCAUAUUUGCUGGAUGUCACCAUUCCCGAGGACCAUGCACGUGGACUAUCAACCUUCACAGUAAUGGCCGGACUGGGUGGAUUUAUGGGAUACUCUUUGGGAGGAUUUAAUUGGGAUGCAACAGCUUUAGGAAAAGCUUUCGGUGGGCAUGUGAGGGCAGUGUUCUCACUAAUUACAAUCAUAUUUAUUGUCUGUGUUGGUUGCACUAUUACCAGUUUCAACGAAAUACCACUUUGGAUAUUGGAAGAAGAAAUAGAGAAACAGGAUUUGUCACAUCUAAAAAAGCCGAGCCAUGAAGAAGAUUCUCUCGAAAAUCCCGAAACAACAAACUAUGGCUCUGUUGAAGAGGAAAGAACUCAUUCGAAUGUAAGCAAACCUCAAAGAACUGUAACAGCUACCAAUACUGGAUUUAAACAAGAUUACGAUACCUUACCAGGAGAAAAUUGUGCCGAAACUUCAUUCACCCAUGAUGAUGACGAAGCUGGGAAUACUGAAACGAACACCGUUCCACCCAAGAACACGAUAACUCUGGAAACGUACCUUAGAUCUAUCCUCUUUAUGCCAUAUUCUCUGCGGAUGGUAUGUCUCACUAACCUGUUCUGUUGGAUGGCACAUGUGUGUUAUUCACUUUACUUUACCGAUUUUGUCGGUGAAUCGGUUUUUCGUGGCAACCCUAAGGCGAUCGAAGGUUCUGACGAAUAUUUGCGCUACGAAGCAGGUGUGCGCUUUGGAUGCUGGGGAAUGGCAAUGUACUCUUUGUCAUGUGCAUGUUACUCUUUGGUGAUCGAAAAACUCAUAAAAAGAUUCAAAGCACGCAAGGUUUAUGUAGGUGGUUUACUUUUUUACUGCACCGGGAUGACGUUGAUGGCUUUGACGAAAAAUCGAGUUGGUGUUAUCAUGUUUAGCUGGACUGCUGGUGUAAUGUAUUCAACAUUAUUUACAAUGCCAUAUUUGUUAAUAGCACACUAUCAUUCCGAAGGAAUCUUUGCAAAUUACGCUUCAGAUCAUGAUCAACAGGAAAAGGUCGUCAGAGGGCUUGGAACUGAUGUAGCUAUUGUUAGUAGCAUGGUAUUUUUAGCCCAGUUCAUUUUAUCAAUAUGUAUGGGGUCAAUUGUUUCGUGGACUGGAACAACUACAGCAGUGGUUAGUGUGGCAGCAUUCUUAAGUUUUUGUGGAGCAAUUUCAGCCACUCAAGUGAUGUAUCUCGAUUUAUAGUUUUAAAACAUGUUUCGGAUUAAAAUGAAAAAUGCAUCGUAAAAAGUAAUUAUAAUAUAUAAAUAUAAAUAAACUAAAUAAAGUCAUGAGACAUAGAAUUCA
Topomyia yanbarensis is the source of this 2596-nucleotide messenger RNA. It is a transcript of the gene lovit, whose product is annotated as proton-associated sugar transporter A. Gene Ontology annotation, cellular component: membrane. The coding region runs from base 548 to 2494 and encodes 648 amino acids. The record is from RefSeq and is a predicted model, not a curated record. Gene Ontology annotation, molecular function: sucrose:proton symporter activity. NCBI's taxonomy places the organism in Eukaryota, Metazoa, Arthropoda, Insecta, Diptera, Culicidae. The transcript has 4 exons.